AUGUUGAGUGGACAAAGAGUGAGCCAAGAGUGGACAAAGAGUGAGCCAAGAGUGGACAAAGAGUGGACAAAGAGUGAACAAAGAGUGGACCAAGAGUGGACAAAGAGUGGACCAAGAGUGGACAAAGAGUGGACCAAGAGUGUUCAAAGAGUGAGCCAAGAGUGGACAAAGAGUGAGCCAAGAGUGGACAACGAGUGGACCAAGAGUGGACAAAGAGUGGACAAAGAGUGGACCAAGAGUGGACCAAGAGUGGACAAAGAGUGGACAAAGAGUGAACAAAGAGUGGACAAAGGGAGUGAGCCAGGAGUGAGCCAAGAGUGGACCAAGAGUGAGCCAGGAGUGAGCCAGGAAUGGACCAAGAGUGAACAAAGAGUGAGCCAGGAGCGGAUCAAGAGUGAACAAAGAGUGAGCCAGGAGCGGAUCAAGAGUGAACAAAGAGUGAGCCAGGAGUGA
Haliotis rufescens (red abalone) is the source of this 453-nucleotide messenger RNA. Its product is annotated as pentatricopeptide repeat-containing protein At1g10270-like. The record is from RefSeq and is a predicted model, not a curated record. Lineage: Eukaryota; Metazoa; Mollusca; Gastropoda; Lepetellida; Haliotidae. The transcript is spliced from 3 exons. Bases 1 to 453 code for a protein of 150 amino acids.